Ostrea edulis (European flat oyster) is the source of this 3456-nucleotide messenger RNA. RefSeq names its product balbiani ring protein 3-like. The record is from RefSeq and is a predicted model, not a curated record. Bases 1 to 3456 code for a protein of 1151 amino acids. Lineage: Eukaryota; Metazoa; Mollusca; Bivalvia; Ostreida; Ostreidae. The transcript is spliced from 5 exons.
AUGAGUUCAUGGUUGUACACCAGUUUAGAACAUAUCAUUGACCGUCACUUUAUCGAACUAACGGAAAGUGUAGCCAUUUUGGCAAAUGCCUUCGACCCAUACGCUGGACCAUUUGGAUUCCUGACCGACAGACAUGGACUGCAGCUCAAAUGUAGAUUUUCUAGAUCUUGUCCGGAAAAAACCGUAUGCUACCAAGGGGUCUGUGCUUUAGCUUUCAAUCCCUGUAAAGUCAAAACGCCACUUUUAACUAGAAGACAGACACUUGUCAAGUGUUCGUCUGGAUCCGCCUGUCCCCGUGGGUACGACUGUGUGACGAUAAAAGGGAUGUCAUUAUCCGUCUGCUGCUCCAGUAAGUCAAAAAUCCAAGAUCAAAACAGAUUACUUUACGGGUGCCUGUACGACUGUAAAUGCCCCACACGCCCUGUCUGUAGAAAACCACACAGUUACUGCAAGGUAUCCUACCACUUCACGAAGGUCGGUGCAAAACUUUGUCCUGUCCGCUGUAAGUACAGGUGCUCCUUUCCUCCUGUUCCAAAAUGUCCGGUUGCAAGUGGAGCGCACGGGAAGUUGUGUCAUCCACGGUAUAUCUACACCACGAUCAAAGGUCACCGGUGCCCGGUCAAAUGUGUGUUGGACUGCCACUGUCCCCCACUUCCGAAGUGUACCACACCGCCGCAAACGAAAGGAUUCGGUCAGCUGUGUUACGAAAAAUACAUCUACAAAAAGAUAAAUAAGAAGAAUUGCGCUAUCAAAUGUAAAACGGUAUGUGUUUGUCCACCACGCCCCUCAUGUAUAACUAAACACAAGGGACGACACUGUCAGAGAACUUACCAAUACAAGAAGAUCAAUGGCAAAAAGUGUCCGGUCAAAUGUACUUCUAAAUGCUUUUGUCCCCCACCGCCGCAAUGCCCUCCUAUUUCAAAAGAAAGGUUAUGUCGUCCUGUGUAUGAAUACCAGAAGAGGUUCGGUAUACGAUGUCCUGUCAAAUGUAAAAUUCAAUGUGGCUGCUCUCCUGCUCCUAAAUGUCCAAAGUCGCCCAAAGGGGAAGAAAACCUGUGCUCUCCCGUUUAUGCGUAUACGCACAUCGAUGGUUUAAGAUGCCCUGUAAGGUGUCGGCUGAGAUGUAGGUGCCCGCCACUUCCAAAAUGCCCACCCCAGAAACCAGAGAAGGCCAAACUUUGUAAACCUCUGUACACGUAUAAAGAAAUUCAGGGCAAAACUUGUGCCAUAAAAUGUCAGUUGGUCUGUAGAUGUCCCCCAGCCCCAAUAUGCAAACCAGUCGAGGGUCGAUACGCCAAAUUCUGUAAACCUAAUUAUACUUACAAAACAAUACAAGGAAACAAGUGCCCCGUUAAAUGUGAAAACAAAUGCGAAUGCCCACCUAUUCCGAAAUGCCCAUCUUUAACUAAAUAUGGAAAAUAUAAGAAAUUUUGUCAAAGAAUCUUUAUAAGUACAAAAAUAAACGGAAUCCCUUGCCCAGUGAAAUGCACUAUUAAAUGUCAAUGUCCCCCACUUCCCAAUUGUCCUCCAUUAAAGAAACCUAAAUAUGGUGUCUGUUCCCCGGUCUAUAGUUAUCAGGAAAUCAAUGGUCUGACGUGCGCUGUUAACUGUACAAAUACUUGUCGCUGUAAUCCUUUCCCCAAGUGUCCCCAAAUCGAAGAGGACUCAAACCACCUGUGCAGAACAAGGUACGUCUUUUCCAAGCCAGACCAAGGUCUCAGUUGUCCCAUUAAGUGUGUAUUGGAAUGUCGUUGUCCGCCACUUCCGAAGUGUCCACCACUUCCAGAACAUAAAGUCUACAAGAAUUUAUGCCGUCACAACGUUCAAUACAAAGCGUUUAACAAAAAACGAUGUGCAGUCAAUUGUUCCAUCGAUUGCCACUGUCCACCUUUACCCAAACUUCCAAAAGUAAUUCCCAAAAAUUGUCAUCUCAGAUAUAUAUAUGACAACAUCAAUCACCUGCUUUGUGCUGUAAGGUAUAAACUGAUAUGUUUGUGUCCAAAACAUCCCAAAUGUCCCGUCAUUAAGCAGAAUCCAAAGUACGGGAAUCUGUGUGUAAACCAGAUUACCUACAAGAUGAUUGGGAAGAAGAAGUGCCCCGUUAAGUGUUCCACGACCUGUAGCUGUCCUCCCAUGCCACGAUGUCCGCCACUCGGUCAGGGAUUGUGUCAACCCGUCUACAAGUACGAAAAGAUCAAUGGUCUGACCUGUGCAGUGAGCUGUAACGUCACAUGCCGCUGUCCACCUGUUCCAAAAUGUCCACCACUCCCUACAAAUUCCACAAUCGCAAAGCAAUGUCACCCUACCUAUGUUUUCGCGAAGGUGUACGGUCAACUUUGUCCUGUAAGAUGCAAUGUAGACUGUUACUGUCCUCCUGCUCCUACAUGUCCAAAAAUAUUGGAGCAAAACAAAGAGACUUGCAGUCCUAAGUACGAAUACCAGAAUAUCCAAGGGGUCCUCUGUCCCAUUAAAUGCGAAGCUGAAUGCGGAUGUCCAAAUUUCCCCAAAUGCCCCUCACUUCAAAAGUAUAAAGGUCUUGAAGACUUCUGUCGAUAUAAAUAUACAUAUAAAAAGAUUCACGACAAAGAGUGUGCAGUCAAAUGUGAUGUAAAAUGCACUUGCCCGCCAUUCCCAAAAUGCCCUAAAAUUGGAAAGGCCAACAGGCGCUUGUGUAAAUAUGUAUAUAGGUAUAAAACCAUCGGGGGUAGGAAUUGUGCUUACAAGUGCGACAGGAUUUGCCAUUGUCCCCCCAAACCAAAAUGUCCACCCAUGAAAACCUACCCCAAGUAUAAGAAUAUCUGUACCUAUGACUACCACUAUAAAUAUAUACACGGCAUCAGAUGCCCUGUAAAGUGCAAUAUUGGAUGCUUCUGUCCCACUUUACCAAAAUGUCCGGACUUACCAAAAACUCCUGGGUACAAAAGUUUGUGUCAAUACAAUUUUGUCUUUAAGAACAUAAAUGGUCGUAUCUGUCCCAUUAACUGUAAGGUCAAAUGCAACUGUCCAAAAUUGCCAAAAUGUCCGAAAAUCCCCAUUUACAAGGGAUACCCUGGAAUCUGCCAGAAAGUUCUCAUGCACAAAACCAUUAAUGGUCUCCACUGUGCGUUAUCCUGCAGAAUCAAAUGCAAGUGUCCUCCCAAACCCAAGUGCAAGCAUCCACAGCACUGUCAUGUUACGUACAAAUAUCAGGAGUUCAAAGGCGUCAAAUGUCCCGUGAAGUGUGUCUAUAAUUACGAGCAAGGAUACGGACCACAUCACAAAAACAUCCCCCUUCAUGUAGAGUUUGGUCAUCAUAUAUUUGACCAUGGAGGAUAUGGGUAUGGUCAUCAUACUUAUCAUGAACACACCGGGCAUGGUCAUAACUCAGAGCAUGGGCAUGGCGAUAGUGGACACUUUGGACAAAGGGAUGGUCAUCCUGACAAUUACAAUCCUUGGGGUCACUUCUUCAGGAAGUAA